GCUUUCCGCAGUGUUGUGCAGGCUGUGACGCGGAGUGGGUUUCGCCAUGCGGGAUCUGGCCACAAAAAUGGCCGAAUUAAAAUUUGAAGCACCGCUGGCCCAAUUCGAAGAAUCCGAUGAAUGGGGUUCGACAGAGUUCCAAAACGCGACCAUAAAAAAUGAGAACGAACUCAACAACAUCAACCUCAAUAAAAAAAUCAAAGACAUCAACGACGUCCUAAACGACUUCAACGAGGACAUCCUCAACAAUUCAAACGCGGAUUUGGCGCCAAAAAACGUCAUUUUGAAGACGGGCGAAACGGCGUCCGUGGCCGAUAACUUCACCGAGACCUUUUCGGGCUCGCUGGAGGACCUGGUUAACACGUUCGACGAGAAAAUUACCAAGUGCUUUGGCAACUACGAGGAGUCGGUGGAGAAGCUGGCCCCCGUGCAAGUCAGGACCCAGGAGGAGAUCAUGAACGAAUGCCAAAUGUGGUGGACCAUAACGGGAAAUUUUGGAAACAUCCUACCAAUCGAUUGGUCGAAAUCGUACGCUAGGAAACUACACAUGCCAGCUUUAAACUUAAAUGAAAAGGAAGUUUCAACACCCGACGACGACUUAGAACUAAGUUCAGAAGACGAAGCGGUGGCUAGUGAUUUAGACAUGCACGCUCUCAUCUUAGGUGGUUUACACCAAGAUGCGGAGCCGUUAAAAACCGCUGACGAAGUUAUCCAAGAGAUCGACGACAUGAUGCAGGAAGAAACUUGUUCAUUAGACGGCUCGCCCGGAUCUCGAGACUCUCUAAUUGAAACGAAUGAAACUCUUGAAAAAGCGAAAGAAGUUUUAAGUUCACCUCUCUAUGAAGACAAACUGCGGGAUCUUAGUCUGUCGCAGCUAAAUGAAUUAUUUCUGGAACUGGAAGUUCUAAUUAGGGAAUUUUCUGAAACUCUUAUUUCGGAAUUAGCCCUUAGGGACGAACUGGAAUAUGAGAAGGAGUUGAAGAAUACUUUUAUUUCUUUACUUCUUGCCGUGCAAAAUAAACGUAGACAAUACCAUGUUGAGAAGAAGCGUAGUUUAAAAAAUGCGUCCAAAGCACCUAGUGGACUCGACCCUAAAUAUUUAACCACCGUCAUUCCGUACCACUUAGAUAGCGGACCGCCAGAUAAUCAAACUUUGCAAGUACUGAUUAAAAUUUUAAAAGCCAUAAAUGAAGACAGCCCCACUGUCCCUACUCUCUUAACGGAUUAUAUCUUGAAAGUUAUAUGUCCGACGUAAAGUAAUAGUCUUGGAGAAGCACACGGAAGAGAAACAACUAAAAACCUAGCUUAAAUAUAUUUAGUAUAGGCUUAAGAUAGCACAGAUUUAAGUUGCAAUAUUAAUUUAUUUUAUGGUUGUUAAUAUUGUUCCUCUGUAUAUUUUUUUAUGAUUAAUUUUUAAGUGAUGUGUAUAUAUUUUGCUUGAACAUUCUAGUCUAAUAAUUAUGUAAUUGUAAAGUGACAAGUUGAAUGUGAAAAUAUUAAUCAUAAGUAUUAUAUGCACAUCUCUGCUAUCAAUUUCGUGCAAUACGCACUCGUUUUUGUUCAAACUGAUAUUUUUUGUACAAAGUGAUAUUAGUUUCUAUGAAAGAUAUGAUAUUUAUUGCUGUUUUAAACGUUCUUGCCAAAUUUGCGUUUGUGGAAAUGUUUUUGCUGACCGAGAAAUAACAUAAUUAUAAGAACAAAUUAGAUGAAUUCAACAUUUAAUGUCUUGAAUGUUACCUGUUUCAAUCAGCCAGCCAUUGAUUAUAUUGUAGAUCUCAAAUAAAUCUUUCUCUCAAUCCAAAGAACACUUUAUUUUAGCCAAAUGUUUAACUACACCUUGUCAAGUGAAAAUUUCAAACAUAUUUUUGUAGGAAUAAUUAGGAUGUAGAUGUAAGAAUGAAGGCUUCUUGCAGUUAGUAGAUACCGAAUAAUGCAUGUGAGUCAACAGUUUUAUUGCAAAUUGGCAGAAACUUUUUUCACAGAUAUGAUUUGUAUGUUGAUACAUUUAUGGCUGUUCUUUAUUUCGACCAAACUGUGAACUAAAUUAAUUUGUACAUGUCUACACACAUGUCCAGUUACUAAAUAAACCUUUAUUGGAAAUAAAA
This is a messenger RNA of Zophobas morio, 2105 nucleotides long. It is a transcript of the gene Unc-76, whose product is annotated as fasciculation and elongation protein zeta-2. NCBI's taxonomy places the organism in Eukaryota, Metazoa, Arthropoda, Insecta, Coleoptera, Tenebrionidae. Gene Ontology annotation, cellular component: axon; cytoplasm. Bases 47 to 1255 code for a protein of 402 amino acids. The transcript has 7 exons. The record is from RefSeq and is a predicted model, not a curated record.